Peromyscus maniculatus bairdii (prairie deer mouse) is the source of this 1010-nucleotide messenger RNA. NCBI's taxonomy places the organism in Eukaryota, Metazoa, Chordata, Mammalia, Rodentia, Cricetidae. The record is from RefSeq and is a predicted model, not a curated record.
UCUUAAUGCUUCCAGCUCAGGAAUAGACAUAUGGAUGGAAACAAAACUUUUCCCAGUGACUUCACCUUCGUGGGGCUCUUUACUCACAACAAAUCCUCAGGAUUCCUUUUCAGUGUUAUCUGUGCCACAUUCUUCAUGGCCAUAAUGGCUAAUGGGGUCAUGAUUUUUCUCAUUCACAUAGAUCCUCACCUCCACACCCCCAUGUAUUUCCUCCUCAGCCACCUCUCCUUCAUCGACAUGAUGUAUAUCUCCACUAUUGUGCCUAAGAUACUGAUUGAUUACCUUGUGGGCAAAGGGACCAUCUCCUUUGCCGCCUGUACAGCGCAGUACUUUCUCUACAUGGGCUUUGUAGGGGCUGAGUUCUUCCUGCUGGGACUUAUGGCCUAUGACCGAUAUGUAGCCAUCUGCAACCCACUCCGUUAUCCUGUCCUCAUGAGUCGGAGGGUCUGCUGGUUUAUUUUGACCAGCUCUUGGUUUGGUGGUGCUUUGGACAGUUUUCUCCUCACUCCCAUCACCAUGAGUCUCCCAUUCUGUGCAUCCCACAAGAUCAACCACUUUUUCUGCGAGGCUCCCACGAUGCUGAGGCUGGCCUGUGGUGACAAAGCCGCAUAUGAAAUGGUGAUGUACAUCUGCUGUGUUGUGAUGCUGUUGGUCCCCUUCUCAGUGGUGAUCACAUCCUAUGCACGGAUACUUGUCACAGUACAUCAGAUAAAGUCAGAGGAAGGGAGGAAGAAGGCUUUUGCCACUUGCUCAUCACAUGUGAUUGUUGUGACUUUAUUUUAUGGGGCUGCUUUGUACACCUAUAUGCUUCCCCAAUCCUACCACACCCCACUCAAAGAUAAAAUCUUCUCAGCCUUUUACACUAUCCUCACCCCCUUACUAAAUCCUGUUAUUUACAGUCUGAGGAACAGAGAUGUGGCAGGUGCUUUGAAGAGAGUGAUAGUAAGACAUAGAGGGACUUGCAGUGUGGAGAGGAAAUAAUUACAAGAAGCUAAAAUUCCUGUGCCUAU